Messenger RNA from Halichondria panicea, 1498 nucleotides. RefSeq lists its product as uncharacterized. The record is from RefSeq and is a predicted model, not a curated record. Bases 143 to 1360 code for a protein of 405 amino acids. NCBI's taxonomy places the organism in Eukaryota, Metazoa, Porifera, Demospongiae, Suberitida, Halichondriidae. The transcript is spliced from 8 exons.
UCAUGCCCACAUUUCCCUGGUUACUAUAAAAGUAAAGCUUGAAAUGAGAAAUUUACAAUAUCAGCUAAGCACCUAGUUGCCAUUGUUCGAGUUAAGAGUCCUCCAAUCCUCCAAUCAGAAAUCAGCCUCGCCCGAUAAAAAUAUGGCAAGCCCAGUGGACACAGAUGGAAAAGACAAUGGAUCAGAAACCUAUCUUACGGCAGAAGAAGUUGAUGCUAUAGCAACAGGUGAAGAGCCUUACAUGAAGCUGUCUGUUACAUGGACCACUGGAAAAGGAAAUAGCUUGAAGAAUGUCUACGAAAUGAGCUACAUUAGCACCGAGAACUUCGAGCUGCUGUAUCCGACAAAGAAACAGCAUGGAAAUAUAUCCGAUGUUAUGAAGAUGGUGAAGCUCGCAAAACAAGGAGCUAGCGAUCAACACGGCUACGUUAUCUCAAAUACGGUGGUCAAAGAUACGUAUCUUCAAGUCACUGAGGAAAAAGUGCGCUCAAAGAAGCGUGCUGUAAGGUUUACCGCACCAAAGGAAAUCGAGGGACAAGUAUUUUAUCAAAGCCAGCUCUUCAAACGUCACCAUCAUCCAGGCUCUGAGACGAAAUUUGCUCUGUACGUGAGUGCCACUGACAGCAAAGGCCACAACAAAUUCUACUACCUGAAGCCUGAGUCAGGUACCAUUGUGGCUGAAGAGAGCAGCUCACCAGACGGCUACUACUACUUCUCUAUGAGCAAAGCUGACAAGAAGUAUUCGUACAUUGAAAAUGCGGAGGGAGAGGAGUAUUGCCAUGCACUACAAAUACUGACUCAUUCUCUUUCUGACCCAGCUGUUGAUGCUCAAUUUUGGAUACAAUUUAAAGGCCCUCUCACAAUACGACAGAUACAAGAUAAGGUUAAAGAACAAAAUUUUUUUUUCGACAUUGGGGGUACAUCACAACUCACCUACUUGGACACCGAAAAUAAUGUAUUGAAGUUUGAAGCUUUUCCAGGGACAACUGAUCUAUCAGUUGUAAUGCAGAUACAUCAGCCAGAUUCAGAAAGACUGGAGUAUGUCUUGUCAACCAUGGUGCGUCCAAAAGAAUACUUGACGAUAACCAAAGCCAACUUUGGCAAAACCAGUGGUGGUAAAGAUGAAAAACUGGUCAAAUUUGAGCAUUAUGCAGACAUCAAAGAUAUUCCCAAAUGGCAACUGAGAGCUAGUCCUCUUAACAAAAAACGGAUCGGAUUCGUAUAUACAACAAAGGAUGGAGGGAGCUACUGUUUGCAUCCCAGCUUCUUUCAGAAGAAUCAAAUUGUUGGGACAAGAUCUGAUUCCUUCCCAUUCAGAGUUUACAACAUUAUCAGCAUACCUGAUUUAUCAAACAAAUAAAGAUUUGAACUGUAUUGUUAUAGUUGUCACCUGUUGAAAACAGUGCCAUAAAAUAUUUUCAUCAUCAGUAAUGCUUUUGUGAAAUCAUUAAGUAUUUUGUGCUGUCAAUUGUAGAGAACAUUUAGAAUCAAAAAGGGA